Clupea harengus (Atlantic herring) is the source of this 1493-nucleotide messenger RNA. Its product is annotated as Indian hedgehog signaling molecule. Gene Ontology annotation, molecular function: patched binding; calcium ion binding. Gene Ontology annotation, biological process: regulation of gene expression; protein autoprocessing; intein-mediated protein splicing. The record is from RefSeq and is a predicted model, not a curated record. NCBI's taxonomy places the organism in Eukaryota, Metazoa, Chordata, Actinopteri, Clupeiformes, Clupeidae.
AAAACAGCACUCACGCGGAACCACGGCUCCUGUGGAAUGAGGUUUUGCGCGCCAGGGAUGGCGGUGACCGGUGACCCGGUGAUACCGUGUUAAAACCCUCGACCUCCUCCCCCUCCAUCAGCCCCGAGAGAGGGGACCGAAGCUUGCGAUCAGGGGGAGGGGGGGGGGUUCUCUCUCAUCCUCACCUUCACUCGUUUCUCCCACUCCGUACCGGAGUGCCCGUCGGCACGGGGGGAAUGCGACUCGCCACGGCGGUGACGUUUCUCACCGGCUGCGCCUUGAUUCUCUCUCCGGGCAGCGGGGCCUGUGGCCCGGGCAGAGGGUACGGGAAGAGACGGCCACCGAGGAAGCUAACCCCACUCGCCUACAAACAGUUCAGCCCCAACGUGGCCGAGAAGACGCUGGGAGCGAGCGGCAGGUACGAGGGCAAAAUAACCCGCAACUCGGAGCGCUUCAAGGAGCUCACGCCCAACUACAACCCCGACAUCAUCUUCAAGGACGAGGAGAACACCGGCGCCGACCGGAUGAUGACGCAGAGGUGUAAGGACAAGCUGAACUCUCUGGCCAUCUCGGUGAUGAACCUGUGGCCGGGCGUGCGUCUGCGCGUGACCGAGGGCUGGGACGAGGACGGCCACCACUCCGAGGAGUCGCUGCACUACGAGGGCCGCGCCGUGGACAUCACCACCUCCGACCGCGACCGCCACAAGUACGCCAUGCUGGCCCGGCUGGCCGUGGAGGCCGGCUUCGACUGGGUCUACUACGAGUCCAAAGCCCACAUCCACUGCAGCGUCAAGUCAGAGAACUCUGUGGCGGCGAAGACAGGAGGCUGUUUCCCAGGGGCGGCGUGGGUAACCCUGGAGGAUGGGCGUCGCCAGCUGAUGCGUGACCUUCGACCUGGAGACCGCGUCCUGGCCUCGACCGAGAGCGACGGCGGCGGCGACCUCCUCUACAGCCCCGUCCUCAUCUUCCUGCACCGUGACCCCACGACCCGGAAGCACUUCUACGUCGUCAUCACCGAGAGCGGAGCUCGCCUAUCACUGACGGCGGCCCACCUGCUCUUCGCCUCGGACGGUCCCUGCAACAGAACCCGGACCUCAGGCGACCUACGGACCAUAUUUGCCAGCCAGGUGCAGCCAGGCAUGUGUGUGGUGGUGACCUCCGAACGGCAGCCAGGGGGCAGCGUUGAGUCAACCCCUCGGCUGUCUCGCGUGGUGGGGGUGCAGGUGGGGGCGGGCCGGGGCGUGUUUGCCCCCCUCACGGAGCACGGGACGCUAGUGGCGAACGGGGUGCUGGCGUCAUGCUACGCCGUGGUGGAGGAUCAGGCCCUGGCCCACUGGGCGUUCGGCCCGCUCAGAGUGCUCCUCCGCUGGACCGGACCCGACCGGAACCGGGCCUCUGGCCUGCACUGGUACUCACGAGCCCUGCACUGGAUCGGAACUCAGAUUCUUGACUCAACACACUUCCAUCCCUGGGGGGUGUAGCCUUGGAGCGAG